This is a messenger RNA of Porites lobata, 17368 nucleotides long. The record is from the annotation of a GenBank genome assembly. NCBI's taxonomy places the organism in Eukaryota, Metazoa, Cnidaria, Anthozoa, Scleractinia, Poritidae.
CAGCGGAGUUACCCAUGAUGGCGGCCUAAAUCUUCGAUCAUGGCGAUCUUGCCAACUCACCAUAGCAGAUUUCAGCCAAUUCCCGUCCAUAGAUCCGGUCUUAGACUCAGAGAAAAGUAUGUUUUGUUGUUAAUUUUUAUAGCUUUUCUUCUUUUAUGCUUUGGAGCAUUCUUCUUCGUCCCAGACUUGAGAGACCGGACUUACCUGGAGAACGCUUACAAAAAAUUCGUAGGUGCCGGUGGCGAUAUUUUGCCCAUUAGACCUCCUAAAACACCCAUUGUGAAGCAUGUCGAAGGUAAAUAUCUGAUAUUUUUGUCAACUUAAAGACUUUUUGACUUGAUUUAAGUAAACUUAAGGCGCUAUUUUGCAGCCUUUGUCGCUAAUCUUUAAUGUGUUUUCGUUUCCACUCAAGAAGCCACCUCGCUGCCUAACAAGAGAGAAGCCGACGAUCUAGGAGCUGAAAAUCAGAAUGUUGAAGUUAAUGUACCUCAGAAAACUCCGACAAAACUGUCCUUAAACCAUAAGGAAUUAAUGGAAAAAAUAAGAAAGGACAAAGAGAAGUUUAGAGAAGAGAAGAAAUCUCAAAAGGAAGCUGAAAAGCGCGCUAAAAUUGAGAAAUUAGUGAACAAUUCUAAGGUGGACGAGACCGGAGCAAAGGGAAUCACCGGGGGAGAACCUUCAGAUGAGUUAGCUAAGACACGAAGAAAUUUUAUAAAAAAGGUACGUUGAUUGUUUAAUGCCAUAAGUACGUGGACAAGUUUAGUGCUUUUAUGUAGUUACGCGUUUUCAGUAUUCAUAAUCAUUAGUCGGCACUGUUGGUAUUAAAUUAAUGUUGACAGUCGAAGAAAAACUGCAACCUGUAACCCAACUCAACGUAAGAGCGAUCACCUUAAUUUUAAUCACCAAUUCACUCUUAAAAGUUUAGGAGAUUAUUUACUUUCCAGUCAUCCUUUACAGGUCGAGAAAGAUGUAUCGUUCCAGAAUAUUCAAGUUUUAUUAAACAGUGUUAGUUUGUUUGUGACGUACACGCACGUUUCAGGUUUUCAUUGGUUGCAUUAAAUUUAAUCUUACAUGGUUAAAAUAAGCUACGAUUUUACUUGAGAAGUCUGUACUUAUUAAAUGUGGGUCAAGUACUGAUACUGCCUCAGUCAUUAUUCUUCUGAAUAUAAGUUUUGCAAUAAUUAAUGAUGUUGCAUGCUCAGCUUUGAUAUUUAGAAUACUUUGAUGUCACUGCUGAACAAAUUUCAUUGUUGACUCACCUGGUAUAUAUCAUUAAACCAGAUGUAACCUUGGUUUAGUUAGUUGCUGACUUUUCAAAAAGAAAAGAGCCACAGUGCUUUUAAGCUUUUGCUGAUUGAUUCUAAUGUCUUGUGUGAGACUAACAACAUCAAUCACAACUUUUUUUAAACAAUGGUGGAUGAGGUUUUUGUGAUAUUCAGAAUAAUCAAGGCUGAGGUAGGUGUUAUCAGCUGAGCCAAGUAUAGUUUAAAAGGGCAAUUGAUAAUUUGGUCAUGUGAUGGAUUAUUCAUGUUUGCUGUUUGCUCUAAAAAAGGUUCUAAAAUUCUUUAAUUUGUAGAAUUGAAAGGCUUACCUGCCUUGACUUAGUGUAAAUGGUCUUAACUACAUUAGCCUGUGCUGCAAAGGAAAGUCCGUCUAUGAAACAGGGCUGAAAUCCUUGUUCCGGGUCCCCACUUGUGCACCAGGGCUGGGUUGUUCAAAGCUGGGUUAAGAUAACCCAGGGUUAGUGGAAAAUUUGAAUUCAAAUAUGAAAGCUUAUAAAGUAAAUUCAGUUUAAUUCUUUUUGUCUACAAGUUGAUGAUUCAAUGCUCUAUGAAUAUCAGAGAAAACUGUCCCAGGAAAUGCUUUUGAACAAAAGAAAAAGAAUCCCGGGUUAAAUUUAACCCUGGGUUAAGUGCUAAUCGGCCAUCGAACAACUGGGCCCAGGAUUUGAGUAGGCGCCAAAAAGUCAGAUAUAAAAAAAUCAUUGCCGAUUUUUCAAUCAAGAUCAAAGGAAUUCAAAAAACACUUCUGGUGAUUCUUCUGGUGAUUCGUUUGUGAUUCGUUCUGGUGAUUCCUUUGGAGGUCCAGAACAAGACUCAUGAUGCUGCUUCGCAGAUGUUUCUAACCAAGGUUAAAUUACAUCUGUGAGGCAUGCUAUAAGUUCAUUUGCAGUAAAUUAAUUUGCUUAACAGUAAAUCCAAAGAACCUAUGGAGAACACAGUUUCAUUUGGUAAGCAUUCCCUUCGAUAUUUAGGUCCCAUUUUAUAGAGCAAGCUGGACAAAAAUGAUAAAACGUGUAAAUCAUUAAGUGAUUUUAGAAACUGAAUGUAUAAUACGGAUCUGACAUCUCUUAUUGAUGAUGGAUGCAAAGGAUGUCUUCUGUGUGAUACUUGAUGUCUCAUCGGAAACAAUUUUAGCAUUUUAGUACUCAGCUUUAGUAUUUUAGCUAACAAUUUGUAACAUAUUGUAUGGAUUUUUUUUAUCUACUUAAUUAUUGUCUCUAUUAUAUUUUAACUGUAGGUGUCCCCUAUUUAAUAGUAGAGGGCCUGCCCCUCGGCUAGUUUUUCUUUCUUGACACAUAAAUAAAGUUUCUAUCUAUCUAGAACAUACAACUGGCUUUUUGUUAUUAAAAUGUCUUACUAGAUGAUGGAACAUGCCUGGACAGGAUAUGUAAAUCACGCAUGGGGUGCCAAUGAGUUACGGCCAAUAAGCAAGUCGGGGCAUUCAGCAUCAAUAUUUGGAGCUUCUUCAAUGGGUGCUACAAUAGUUGACGCUUUGGACACUUUAUACAUUAUGGGAAUGAAAGAUGAGUUUGAGCGUGCAAGGAAGUGGGUGGCAGUAUCACUUCACUUUAAUCAUGUGAGUACAAAAGAAUCUUACUGUACAAAUUUCUCUAUUGCUUGGGCAAUUCAAUUACAAGUACAGUACAUGUAUGUUUGUUUGUUUGUUUUCAACUUGGCCACAUGGUGGACUUGGUGAUGAUGGUGUUUUUUAAAUGUCAAUCUGGAAGUCUAUGUAGGAUUCCAGUUCCUACUUUUGCAAGAAAAGGUUUUUGUCCCUGCUCUUAGCAGCUAUGUAUUUUCCCCUUUAACCUUAUUAAACCGCAAAUCAAUCUCUGAAAGGCUUAUUAAUUUUCGAACUUUCUAUUCUAGAGGUGCUUGUUGUUUAAUCGCGGAAGCACAAUCUUCUUUUUUCAUACCAAAAAGAGGCAAUUAUUCCAGGGACAGUGGUUAAUUGAAGUGAUUGCUUUAUUGUGUUUACUUGCACACCAGAAGACAGACCCUUAAUAUUUUGUCUCAUCAUCCCAUCUUAACAUACAUGUAUGUGUAAGAUAAUCACCGCAACUGAACAUGGGUUUUCUUAGUGUUCCUAAUUAAGAAUUGGUUUCCUUGACUAAAUUUUAAGGCACUUGAAUCAGCAACUUAUACGUGAAAACCUCAUCCAAUUAUUAAUUUUUUUCAUUGCCAUUUCUCUAAACAGGCUUCAGACGUGUCCGUGUUUGAAACCACAAUACGAUUUCUUGGUGGACUUUUGUCUGCCUAUGCUUUCAGUGGAGAAGAGGUAUGAGCAACAAUGUUGUUUCCUUGCUUUUGACUAUGUAAAAGCUUUAUACAGUAUAGUUUUAAUAGUUAGAUAUACAUGUAUGUGUAUUAUUGGUUGAUAUCAAUCCUCUAAAGUGCGCAAACUAAGUAGACGGCAGUGGAAACUGCAUUACAAACUGUGGGCAAUAGAUCAGGAGCUCCCUUUGUGCAUUUUACGAAGGCUCCUACUUGGUUAGCAUUUCCAUUCGCUUCUUGCUUUCUGGCCUGUCAGGAAAGUCAUUAAGACAGAAUCCAUUAGGAAAUUGUACCAGAAUAUUUAAACCUCAUCGUAUUCUUUUUUACAUUUUUCAAGGGCUAUAGAUGUAAUUAGUUACUGUAUUUAUUCGAAUAAGCGCCUAACCUCGAAUUAGCGCCCACCUUGAAUAAGCGCCCAUCCUAAAGGCAGAAAAAGUUAAUAAGCGCCCACCCCACCACACCUUCCUCCCACUCUCACUCAAACUCAAAUUAACGACCACCCCUAAAACUGAAUAAGUACUAAUAAGAGACUUCCCCAAGGACGGAGUUUUCUUCAAAGUAUUUUACAGGAACUUUGCUUUGUUACAUCUUGGCGUUUUGUUAUUACCAUUUAUUGUUUUGUUGCAAAAUACACAUACUACACCUGCUGAAAAUGUUGAAAAUUUAAUAAGUGCCCACCCUCGAAUAAAUGCCCACCUUGAAUAAGCGCCCACUCUCAAGGUCCAAAAAUUGAAUAAGCGCCCAGGGCGGUUAAUCGAAUAAAUACGGUAUCUGUAAUAACACCAAAAUUUCUUAUGAGAGCCUGAUAAAUUUCACAAAAUGACACCUUAUACAUGAAAGUGUCAGAAUUUUACCUGUGUUUUCACAAUUCUGGUGAAAUUUGACAUUUAUUUUCCCAGGCUCCCAUGAGAAAUAGUCUUUGAUGUUAUUACAGAUAACUAAUUAUAUCUAUGGCCCUUGAAAAAUGUUACAAAGAAUGCGAUACUGUUUAAAUUAUUCUGGUACAAGAUUUUUGUCCACUGAAAAUUGAAAUUACUCAAUUUCCUAAUGGAUUCCGUCUUAAUUCUUGCUGUUAGUAUAAUUAUCAACCUCUCUCCCUCUCCCCUCUCUGGUAUGUGUCAAAUUUUGGUUAGUAUCCCCUUGACUGGUUCAUUGUGAUGGUCUGCCAUGGAUAUGUUACAGGUCAAAAUUGUAUUCAGGUUGAUGUUUCUUAACCCAGGUUGAUUCUCAGUUUCCUUUGUCUCCUAUCCCUAAUUCAUGAAUAAUUAGGGUUAGCUAAUUGGAGACAAAGGAAACUGGGAAUCAACCUUGGUUAAAAAAUUUUAACCUAAAUUUAAUUUUGACCUGUAACAGAUACAGUGUACCUCCUCCAUGCCCGACAGCUGCCUGGAUGGCUCUACCAAUCUUUCGGGCACCAGCUCUCAGGCUCAUCUAUUGUUGAUUUAAGCCUAUGUGAUAAAACUCUCAGAAAAAAGCCCAGGGGUUUUAUAUGUGGGGUUCUAUCAGUGAUAACUUGCAGUAACCUGUACAAGUUUAUAUUUUGGCUAGUUUUAUAUCAUAAUUAAUAUCAUAAUAUGUUAUUUACACUGAACUUGUUUUACAGGUUUUCAAAGUGAAAGCUAAAGAAGUUGGCGACAAACUCCUGGCUGCAUUUAACACACCGACAGGAAUACCAUGGGCAAUGGUUAAUUUUGCCAGGUUUGUAUUUUAAGUACAGGGGAACCCUAUUAACAUGGACACCAAAGGAACAUGCCAUAGUGUCCAUUUAUUAUCCGGGUGUUCCUAUUAAGCUGGCUCACUUAAAAAGUGUCCCAGACUCAUGCUGUAUUGACAUUGAGACUUAAAAAGACAUAGAAGAGGUGUAGGUCGAAUGACUGCAGCAAAAAGCCAACAAAGUGAAAGUUGUGUAGUAGAAGACAAAAAAUGUUUGAUGAGGCUACAGUACAAGGGUCAAACACAGGGAAACAAUGUUGAACUACAGCUGUAUUUUGCUACUGUAUUAUUAAACUCUUUGAAAUCUGUCAUUAUUGGAACAUGGUACAUUGUCUACAAUAAUAAUUGUAGAUACGUAACUGUGACAAGGGAAAGAGACAGUGUGUAGAUAACCAGUGUCUGUGAAGCAGAGUGGACAAUUUGAGGGUUUGCACCUCGGGACACAGAAAAGUGGCUGUGUCCGUUCUCUGUAUUAACCAGUGUCCAUAAUACUAAUUAGGGGGUUAAUAUGAGAGAAAAUACACAUGUUUAGGUAAUGUUUAAGCUUUUCAUCAGGACAACUGAAGCUGAAUGUCCAUUGUAAUGCCGGUGUCCAUAUUAAUUUGGUUUCCGUAGGGGGGAGUUUCACUGUAGAAUAAUUCAUAAGACAGGGGCACCUUUCAUCAUCCUAAGACAACUUUACACUUUAAAAAUCUAUUAGCGAUAAAAAAUCAAGACGUUUAGACCUCUCCGAGGUCAUUUUAAAGUGUUGAAGAACACAAAGGAUUGGCAAUCGGAAACCACCUCAGAGAGCAGCAUGAUAUGAAGCCUGAAGACAUCGAACAAAGUUUUAGAAUCUUAAGAAAGUGUCAGAACAAAUUUGACUACCUUAUUUUUGAAAUGUUUUUUAUCCGAGAACUGAAACUGAUGCUUAACAAACAGUGCGAUUCAAUUCGCGCCAAAUUAUUUGUUUAGAGUAGUUCUUGUUAACAUUGUUUUAUUUCCGUUGUUUUUUGACUUUACAAAUAUUUUUAGCACUUUUUACGUUUUAACAUAUUUUAUCACAUUUUAGCGUUCACCACAUUUUUAUCUAUCAUAACUUGUUUUUAACUUAUUUAUGCUAAUUUAGAGAACUUUUAUACACUUGAAAAUGACCUCGGAGAGGUCGACACGUCGUGAUUUUUUAUCGCUAAUAUUUAUCUCAAAAUCAAUUUCUAAGAAACUACUUAUUAAAAUAUAUUAGGUUUUUCUUAUUGUUUUCCCAAACAUCUUAGUAGAUGCUCUUUAAAGGUUAAGGGAAACAAAGAUUUUCUGAAAUCAUUUGUAUACUAUUUUUCACACCCAAAAUCUUAGGGGUUCUACAGUAUGUAUUAAUUUGUAACUCGUGGGUACGCACGAGCGUACCAUGAGUUAUUGCAGGGACAGGGAUAUGCAAAUGAGUCCCUCGCUCACUCGUAGUAGACGCACUUCGUAAUUAAUUGGGUCUGAACUCGAGAGCGCGAAGAUCUAUCGUUUCCAAAGAAGCACGCACUUGCCGAAGUUCGGUAGCAUCAAAUGCGUGCAUCGUGCGCUAGAGCAUGGUUAGAGGAUAGAGGUCUUACCAAAUUUAAGACACGCAGGAAUCUUUCAGAUUAGUACGAUUCAAGAACCUUUGACUCGUCCAGGCGGUAAACUUGACGAGAAGAUGAGCAUUUGCUCUUCGACUCCUUCAACUUCGACGCUGGCUUGAUCUCCUACUUUGUAGUAAUGUAGUAGGUUAUGUGUAUGAAUGAAUGUAUGGUAAAUAAAGGCACUUCUUCUUCUUCUUCUUAAGUACUCCCCAAGGUCACGGGGGGAAAUGGAUGUGAUUUUGAGCAUUAGCUUUAAAAUGACAGCGGAAAUCGAGAUAAGAAAACAUAAGCUUAUGUUUUGCGUCCUACCUCGCGAGGAGUUGUGUCGGGUUUGUAUCGCAUAUGUUCUUUCAUUCAGGGUUGUCACUAAGAUUUCAAGUUGCCGGGUAAAUACAACAAGUAGGCGGGGAAUCAAACGGCUAGGGAUUUCUUUUGGUUCUAUUUUUCUUCUGUUUUUCGAAAAAAGUAGCCGGGAGCCACUCUCUUAGUUUCCGGGGAAAAUCCCCGGCCCCCGGCUCUUAAUGACAACCCUGUUUCAUUGCCAUGAAAUGCGUUUACAUUGUUUUUUACUGACGGUAGCGAGGUUUCAAUUAGCCUUAAUUUCAUCCGAUUCCUUCGAGUCGUUUUUUCGUUUUUUAUGGCUCGAUCGUUUGCCGGCGGAAGUUCCAUGGAAAAUGCAUUAAAUUUGAGACUUUUCACAAAAUCAUGUGAUCAUCCUCAAUGGCGUAGUGACUAUGUGAGGUCAGGUUAACUCGGAGGCACCUGGUUCAAAUUCUGCUAACGACCUUCCUUUUCCCUUCUUCCUUUUUUGUCUUUUUUGUUUUGUUUUGUUUGCUUAUUUGUUUUGCUGUUUUUUUUUUGUUGUUUUUGUUUUUAAAUAUAUACCGAAAUAACUGUUUAAUAAUAAAGUGCAAUAAACAGCAAGAAAGGUAUUGUGUUUCCAGAACAAGGAUAGUAUAUUUAUAACCUGAAUUUCUAUCAUUUCCUAAAAUUUACUGUGGGAAACCAGAGGUGAUAACUAAUUGAUUAUUUUCUAAACAACGUACCCACGAGUUGACGAUAGUCUUUCUUUGAUUCUUUAGUUGCUCAAGUUACAGUACAACACAGAUGUUGUUGUUGUUGUCCUUGUUGUUGUUAUAAAUUCACAGAAAACGUAUUUAUUACCAUUUGCUGCAUUUAAUGAGCAAACUUUACAACAGUAGACCUGUUCUGUUUUUCUCAACUGUAAUGUCAUUUCAAAACAAACAUCUCAAAAUAAAAAUUACUAGUAAACAGCAGUUCAAAUUGAUUUGUAACAUUCAAUCUUUUAUCUGCAGUGGCAGUGGACAUAACUGGGGCUGGGCAUCUGGUGGUUGUUCCAUUCUCGCUGAAUUUGGCACAUUGCACUUGGAGUUUGUGUAUUUAUCAAAGAUCACAGGAGAUCCAAUUUACGCAAAAAAGGUGAGAUUUUUGUCGUUAACCAGGGUGUUCAUUAGGCAUCUGAUAUAUGAAAAUUCUCCAUUUUUACUACGCAGAAUUCUGCGACUAAUGUUUGGUACUGUAUCUUAUGACUAUUUCUUUAUUCAGACAUGGAACCUCUUUCAAAACAUUCUCCCGUUAAGUUACACCUUUCUCCUGCUACUAGGAACCCUGCUUAACACACAAUUAUUAGGGCAGAUGUUAGGCUUGUGUUAAUACAAGAAAGGUCAAGUCACUUAUGAGAUGUUUCAUGGACAGGUAUAACCAGGGUUGUCAUUAAGAGCCGGGGGCCGGAGAUUUUCCCCGGCUACUAAGAGAGUGGCCCCUGGCUACUUUUGUUGGAAAAUAGAACAAAAAUAGAACCAAAAGAAAUCCGUAGCUGUUUGAUUCCCCGCCUACUUGUUGUAUUUACCCGGCAACUUGAAAUCUUAGUAACAACCCUGUAUAACACACAAAAGCAUUGCAUGUACAGAUCCAUCAAGUAUGAAGAGUUGAGUGGAGUUUUCAUUCUUGACUGGUGUUUUUAUUAGGUAUUCAGGGUCCGUGAAGUUCUAGAUCAGAUUGACAAACCUAAUGGAUUGUACCCCAACUAUUUAAACCCAAGGAGUGGAGUCUGGGGUUCACGUAAGUUGAUUUUUACUAUUUAUUGAGAACUUGAAAUGGAUCUGACAGUCUCAGAAAAGUUACAAUGUACACUGUAAUUCAAAAUGACUUUCUCUCAGUAUACACUCAAAUCUGCUGCCUGUCAACAGGGACACUUAGCUUGUUACUACAGGGUAUUUCAAGAGUUUGGUCCGAUUGUAAAUUGUAUUUUGCGAAAAGCGUUUAAUGCUUCCUUAGGCAAAUGUAAACUAAUUCAGGUAGGAAAUUUGUCUAAAUAACUGUUCAAAGCAAUUUCAAACUAAAAUUUGAAGAAAUUAUGAAAUUUUUAAAAUUUUUUCCCCAAAUGUGCACGUACGCGAAUUUUUUCCCGCCAUAUUUUUUUUGCCCAUUUUUUGUGAGGAAAUUUGCAUAUGUCUUGUAUUAGCAGAAUUAUUACAUUUCAAACUAAAAAGUCGAAUCUCGAGCGCGAUUUACGCAAAGAAACUGACAUAAAAUGAGUUACAAAGGGAAAUAGGAAAAUUCCUCACACCCUUUUUUAGGCCUUUUAUCUGUCAAUCAGGUGCAAUAAAAAGGAAGUGAACAUUAAUUUUAACAACCCGAAAGGGCUGGAGCUUCAGCAGUAAACUCGAUACCUCUGAGUUCGAGAGCAAACAACUUAAGCGCCUUUUGAAAUUCAAUGAAAUAAAAUCUUUUAUAAGGUAAUUUAGUCUUUUAGCUUUAAUUUGAUAUAUAACUUGCCUUUGUAGUGAAAAUACUCGCGCGACUCGAAUUUUUUUCUGUGGGCACCUCAUUUUCCUUUACCGAGACCUUAAAGGGAGACACCUAAGGGGAUAGGGAGGGCCUGCCCAAGAGGCCCAUGAAAUCAUGCCAUUGGUUGAGAGACAGCUCCUGGGGAAAUAAGUGUUCUCUUUUUGCCAAAAAACUGUCAUUCAAAGAAAAUAAAAUUGUUUGGAAACAUGUCAUACAAAAUUAAUGGUGAUGGUCUAGUACAUGUAAUCACUACACUUACAGGCAUAAAGUUCUGUACUGGCAUAUUGAAGAUCAGAUCUUGGAGGACACUUCAAUGGGAUGCUGGUUUUUGUUUUUUCAAAAUUAGACAUGAAUCUAAACUGUGUAUGUAUCAGUUCAUUGUUUUUGCAAUGUGCUGACUACUGCAGUACUGUUUAAUAGUGUGUAUCCCAAGUUCUGGGAACCAUCUACUUAUGCUUUUAAUGGUGUCACCCUGCAGCAAUGGAUUGUAAGUAAUGGAUUGUAAUCAAGCUCUUGCUUUCUUAACAGAACAUGUCUCUUUGGGUGCUCUUGGGGAUAGUUUUUAUGAGUACUUGAUCAAAUCCUGGGUAAUGAGUGGAGAAACAGAUAAUGUGGCCAGGAGGAUGUAUGAUAAAGCAGUGGAGGUUUGUAUUUACAAGUUCUAGUUACCAAAGUAAAGAGGUCCAUUAUUAAUGUGCAGAGUGUUCUUACUAAAAGAAUGAUAAAUUAUGAAAAAUUUAAAGGCAAAGAGAAUGACACUUCACUCUUGUAGGAAAGAGAAAAUCUAUAACAUUUACUUUAGUCUAAUUUCAUUUAAUUUUUUUAAAUAAAAUAAUUGUAAGCUUGACUUACAGCUGUAGCAGAUAAAGAUGUCAAGCUAGUCAGAGAUAUGCCAAAAGGAAAGAUACGAUGAUGUUAAUAGACCCAACUGAUAAAAUAAAUUAAAAUCAUUGUCACACUGUUGUCUUCUUAGUCUUAAGUUCUGAUUAUGGAACGACAUACACAGAAUUAUGCGGUAUUAAUUAUUGUAAGAAAAUACAUUUAUUUUAUUACAAUGAAUCAUUACUAGCAGUUACUAGCUGUUAAUAAUAAUUGUGGAUUGUCCUUAAAGGCUAUAGAAAGAAUGCUGGUCAGAAAAUCUUCAGCAUCCAAUCUUACGUACAUCGCAGAGUACAAAUAUGGAAGGUUGGAGCACAAAAUGGACCACUUGGUAAGCUGAUGUUUUGAUUAUAAAUUUGUGCCACUGUCUAGAAACUGAGAAAGAAAACUGUAGUGUUACUCCUUUUGGUUUUACCAAUUAAAAAACAUUAAUAAUAAUUAUUAUCAAACUAAUGUUAACCCUUUCAGUGUACUACCAGCAGUCAAUGAAAAACUUCACAUAAAGUCUACAUAUCUUCGAUAAGUCCAACGGAAAAGAAUUAUUAAUAGUACAGUGCAAAAGUUGUACCAAAGAAAUCUCUUUUCAACUGUAACACAGUAAGAUCUUGGUCCACAGAUCUAGAAGUUAGAAUGAUAGAUAAUAACACCAUGACAUUGUUUGAUAGGAGUUACAGCAAAGAGCCUAAAAGUAUGAUGGCUUUUGAUUUAUUCCCAUUCUUUCAUACAAAUUUAAUCCAAUCAGAAGCCAGCUGGAAACUGCCCUCGACCUCUGAUUAGUUAAUGUCUGCAUGAAAGAAUGUGAGGUUACACUUUCGGGUUCCUUGCUGUAAAGGGUUUUCUAUGGUCAUCAAUGUUGAUUAAGGUUGUAAACAAUAAUAUAUGGCAGCGUGAAAGUUCACGUGGACCAGCUACAGCAGUACACGCCAGAUGCACUUGUUUCUAAGGUUGACCAAACUAUCAGGGUCCAUUUCCCCUACUUUUUAAGAAUAGCAGUUUGAGUUCUGUUACGUCACUCAAUAAUAAUAAUAAUAAUAAAUGCUAUUUAGCCAGGGUUAUCUCUUCAGCAUAAAAUGCUGCUAUCAAUGAGGGCCCUGGAAAAUAAAUAAAUAAAUAAAUAAAAUAAAAAAAUAUCUAUAUAAAACUAGCCUAAAUUACAGUAACUAAAAAUACACUAAAAGUUAAAAAUACAACAAGAUUAAAAAAGUGUUUAAAAAAGCUAAAAUAUAGCAAUUAAAAUGCAUUUAAAAGCUAAACUAAUACAAAAAUGGAAAAGUGAAAGUGCUCUGAGAUGGUGCUUUUGGUUUUAUUAUCCUCAUCUGGGAAAGACAAGUCAAGAACCAUUGCAGAGGUCAAAACAAAAUAAUUUUAAAGGCAACGCCAUGUCAUCAGUUAUUUUUAGUUCCUGGGUGUUACCAUAAACUGCUGCUUUUAAGCCCUCUGCCACCUAUAAAUCCCCCAAGUUAAAGGCCUAUCUACCUGUAAGCAAAAAAUACGUCUGAUUAUAAGCCUGUGUACAAAACCCCCUCCCCUCAGGAAAAAUUGGAGUAUGGGCUUAAAGGGCCUCUUCUCCGAUUUUUGCUGAGGGGAGGGGGGUCUUUACACAGGCUACCUAUUAUAAGCUCCCCUGGAUAUGAGCUCCCUCUAAAUGUAUUGAAACUUGUUUUAUUAUGAGGUUUUGACACUCAGUAAAUAAAAAAUGUAUUAAUUUUUUUAUUAGCCUUGCUAAUAGCACUGUUCCAGUUAUACAGUAGGCCCCCUCAGAUAUUAGCCCUUCUGUUUAUGAAUCCUCCCAUAAAACCCCUUACAAACAUACAGUAUAAGCCCAAGGAUUAUUAUAUAAGUGGCAGUUUACAGUAUGUUAACAGGUGUGCUUAUAAAUGCUUUUACUUUCAGGCCUGUUUCACUGCUGGGAUGUUUGCUCUUGGAUCAAAAGGUUCUAAAAAUGAGAAGCAUUUCGUCAACCUUGGAGCAGAGAUUGCCAACACCUGCCACGAAUCUUACCGAAGGACAAGUAAUCAAAUUAAUAUUGAGAAACAAACAAUAGUGUGUCAUUCAGAUAAGAGGCAACUACGUAAAACUCUUACAGAUUGUUUAGUGCAAUCAUGACUUGUAGAGCCUGAAAACAUUACAGCCACAUUAUAAAGUUAUACCUCAAAACCCUAGAUGUAGGGGUUGAAAGGAGUAUUAAAAUAAGUAUAAGGGCUGGCAAGAGUUGUUGCACCAAUGAUCAGUUUGCAUUUUUUUUCAGUUUGCUUCUUAGUUUCUCUGUAAGGAUAUUAUUAUUUCACUGUUAUUCAAAGAUCACCCCAAGUUAUUCUUUGUUAUUUUCCUAUUAUUACAGCAACUGGAAUUGGCCCAGAGGCAUUUAGAUUUGAAGGACCUCAUGAAGCAGUAGGCCUGCGUAGUAAUGAAAGGUACUACAUUCUUCGACCUGAAGUUAUUGAGGCAUAUUUCUACAUGUGGCGCUAUACGCAUGAGCCCAAAUAUCGGGAAUGGGCCUGGGAAGCAGCACAGGUUAGUAGAAUGAAGGAUGUUGCAGAAGAUAGGAAGAUCAAGAUUAUAAAAAAUAAUAUAAAAAAGAAAAUAAAAAAAAACGCUUUGCUAGUGCUUGCUUCUGGCUAGUUUAUGGGCUUUCUACUCGAAGAAUUUUACCAUACAGAAUAAUAAUACAAAAGACAAUAAGAAACCCAACUAGAAAGAAGCAUUUAGCAUUGGCUAUUUAAGGACAGUCUAUUAGAAAACUUAGUUGCAGGGGAGGGGUGGGUGGGGGCGUGACGUACAAAACAAUUUGGGCAAGGGACAAUUAAAGGAAAAAAAUUCAUGCACACUACGUUAUCUUUAAAAGUAUUUAUGCCCCAGCCUAAAAAAAGUUCAUACAAGGGAAAAUAAUGUUAACGAAAAUUCCCCGCCCCUCUUCUAUAACUUCCCCUUCCGAGCAGUGGGUGAGUGGUUUAGUCUAAGUUAUUACCAAUAGCACAAGCUAGUCGUGGCCAUUGAUGGUCAUAAUUAGCUAGGCAGUAGGCAAUAAACAACAUUAAAAUUACUCAAAUAAAACUGAACUUUCAAGAAAUAUUAUACUACUUUAGGAAAGGACCAAGCAGGGUUUUUGAUGUUUGAUGACUUUUUUUUUCAGAACAUUGAAAAGUUUUGCCGGGUGGAGGCAGGAUACUGUGGAAUACGUGAUGUUUCUCAGGUUCCUGUGUCACAUGAUGAUGUCCAACAAAGUUUCUUCCUAGCAGAAACUUUAAAAUACUUGUAUUUGAUAUUCUCUGAUGACACUCUUAUUCCUUUAGAUCACUGGGUCUUCAACACUGAAGCUCACCCAUUACCAGUAAUUGGCAAAAUGCAGCCAGUUCAGUCAAGAUAGUUAGGACAUCUUUUAAAAUUAAGUUCAAGUCAGUUUGGACAUUUCCAAGUGCACGACUAGAACAAUAAUAAUUAUAAUAUUAGGUGUAGUAGACUUAUACCCAGGGGUUGAUUCCUUUGGCAUUUUGAAAAUCCAAAGAUGUUACAGAUGAAACUGACAAGGGCAAUUCCUUUUCUCUGUUUUUGUAUCCAUGGAAUUUUUUUGGAGUUAAUUGUCACUCUGGGAAGAUCGGCUACAUGUACAAAUAACACUGCUUCCCUGCCCACAGGGGCUGGGCUGUCACUAAGCUUUCAUGAUGCUGGGUGUAUGCAAUUAUUAGGUGGGGAAAUGAACAGCUAGGAAGUUCUAUUGGUUCUAUUUUCGUUUUGGUGUCAUAUUAAAGUAUCCAGGGGUCAUGUUCAUCAUACAUGUAGCAGGGGCAAAUCCGCAAUCCCCGGCCAUAAGUGACAGCCAUGCUGUAUGCAGGGUCCGAAAUUAGAUUGUUAAUACGGGCGCCAACUGGCAAUCAAGUAUAAAUUUUUGGUCGCCAGAGGGCAAAUUGUGGUCACCAAAAAAUUCCCCCUCCCUUUUUUCCCAAUAAUAGUUUAAACACGAAUAAAAAAUGCAUGGUAUGGACGUUUUUAUGAUCGAAAAUUGCACUUCUUCCACUCCCGAUAUCAGAAAGCAACCGUACGUGUACGAGAGAAGUCUUUUUUUUCCCGCAAAUUACUUUUUGGAGAUAUAAAGCUGUCUGACUUAGAACGUAGGAACAGAAAGCUGUCUGCCCAUGACUGCACUGAUCACUCGUACCAGUACACAAAGUACAUAACGUACUUACCGAACAACAUGGCGGCUUGGAAACGUUCAACUCGUAUUGAUCGUAGCUGUUGUGGAGGUAUUAUUACAGGAAGAUUCAUUUCACUUUUAAUUAAAAAAUAUCAGCAGGACAAAAAGUAAGACACCUGUUGGCAAAUAGCUGCGAGGUUUCAAUUCUUGAUCAAUUUCUCCGAACGUUAAAGUCCACAAUAACAACCAGCUUUACAAGUUGCUAGCUGGCGACCAGCUAUGAAAUUCUGGUUGCUAGGACUAAAUUUUUAGUCGCAUUGGCGACCAGGAAGGCACAAUUUCGGACCCUGGUAUGGGCAUUAUUGUACCCAAAGGUAAUAUGGCUAGUGUAACCACAGGUAUUUCAGUCUUAUUAAUUUUGUACUUAAAUAGAGGAUAUUACAUGGCCGCUCGGAGAUACGAAAUUUCUCUUCGAGUGUUGAAAAAUAUUUCACGAGUGAGCGCAGCGAACGAGUGAAAUAUUUUCAACACGAGAAGAGAAAUUUGGUAUCUGCAAGUGGCCAUGUAAAGCUCACCUGGUAUUUCAUUGGUGUUUAUAUAAUAAUAUAAGCUUAAAGCUAAAAACAUAACAGCCUUUUUAGACAAUAAUUAUGUAAUAAUAAUUAUUACCUAUUGUCUAAAGGCUGUUAUUAUUAUAUUGUCUAAAAAGGCUCUGUGGUUCCUGUUUUUUAUACCCUAUGGCUACUACUAUACAACCAAAACACUACCACAAUAUUUUGUGAUAUUCAAUCAAGAAACUUACUUCCAAAUGUCAAAAUUAACUAAGGUACUUUUAACAUUAAUUAGAUGCACACAUGAAUUAAUUACUGUAAAAUACUUUCAUAUAAAAUUAUGAUAAGUUUGAUCUUAAGUGUCAAGCUCUGUAGUAUUGUUACAAUUCUAACCUAAAUAAAUACUAUAAUUUGUUUAUAUCUGCCAAUUUUCAAUGUAGAUUUUUUGUGAUUGCACAUAGUAGUUGUAAGAAAAACAAACAACCCAAAUUAAUUUUCAUAGAAAGGAUAAAAUUAAUAAUUGUGUAUCAAAUCUAAUUUCUCAGAGUUGAUUAUUUUAAAAAAAAUUGUGUACUCAGUGGGCCUUCCCUUGGCAGGUCUUCUAAAAAGUUUCAAUAACACGUUUUGUGGCAAGACAUUGCAAAGUGUCUCAUUGUAAUGGAUUAAUUGAAGUUUUCAGAUUGAGAAAUUUUAGACCAAAGAUUAACAGCUUCCAAGUUGGUAAAUGCUGGAAUGAUAAUGGUGGAUGAUGUAUGUCUGGCUUUUCGAUAAUUGAAGAUACUCUAUAUCCACAUUUACUCUUCCUUUUCAAAGUGCUUUUCCUUGUUUUGUCUUCAUGAAUGCUACUUUGAAAUUCCCAAAAAUGCUAUUGAAGAUUCUGAUUCACAUUGUACAACAUGACAAAGCUUUCUUUCUACUACCAUUAUUAUACUGUUCAGAGUGUUCAUUGGGCAUCGGAGAUUGGAGAAUUCUCUGUUUACUUAGCAGAAUUCUCCGGCUAAUGUUCAGUAGUCUAUGACUAGUUUUAAUUCAGACACAGAGCCCCUUUCAAAAUAUUCUCCGAUAACCUGAAACCCUUCUCUCAUUACUAGAAUUCUUAAUGAAAACCCUGACUGCUUCUUACAUCAACACACAAAUUCCUAAUUUUAUUCCAGGUUGAUCCAUAAUUAUUAUUUAUUUAAGGAUUAUUUUGCACAGUUGAUAGUUUGCUCAUUUCGGAAAUUUGAGCAAAUGUCAACUUGAAUCUGAUUUUUGUUAUGUUUGCCUAAUAUUUCUGUUUAUAAUUAUGUAACCUGACUAAUGGAGCUCUUUAGCAUGUUUGUUGGUUAUCCCAUUUCACUCCUCAUGAUGUUUCUUUAGAGAAAUGUUUUCUUCCAAUUUCUUCCUGUCCACAUACACAAGUUUGCAUAAUGUAUGUAAAGACAAUGUACAAAAUGCCCUUAGUUACGAACAUGGGAAAAAACAAACAAGCUAAACAAAGGGGCUGACCAUUUAACUUUUGAGGUGAGAUGGGUGAUCUAAGUAGUUGACUUGGAUAAAAUUCUUUCCCAAACUAAUUCACCCCCAAAAAGUUAAUUGGUUGGUCUUGAAGAGUUCUAUUUCUAUGUGUGAGGUGUGAAACUGAACAAAUCUCUUUUAUAUAAGUUAAUUUUAAAGUAAAUUUUAAUGUAUUGUAAUUAGUUCAGGAUGCACCUCACUGUGUAAAAUGGAAUGUCUUGUAACAGAACACAUCAAUGUAAAUCUAUGAUUACAUGUCUUUUUUGUACAAAUAUGGAUUUUUAUCCGGGGGUUUAUUAAUAACAUACUUUUCUAGCAGGGCUAGACGCGUUUUUCCAGCCUUAUGACAUGACGCGUACGUCCCACAUACAAGACUUAAUUUCAUAUGAUUUUCCAAUGAAAUUGCGCACGGAGUUCUGCGGGUCAUAUAAUAAAUCAGGUUAAAUACUCUUAAAAAUCAAGACUGUGAGCAGGCUUUCCUCUCCUGCCCUCUUUCUUGAAGUGAGAAAAUUGAGGCAAAGCUAGUGUUAGGUAAGUAUUAAAACUACAAGCUGUAACAAUUAUUAUUUUGCAUUAUAAAUUAUUAUAAAUCAACUUGUGUGCAUACUAAUCUGAGGAAAAAUCGAACUUCUGCUUACA